AUGAGUUCUCAAGCCGAGACCGGUCUUACCCUAGCUGGCCGGUACUUGGUGCCAUUCUUCCUGCUGUCGUUUCUUUUAUGGAGGAAACUAGUAAAUGAUACUGUGCAAGAGCCCUAUCUCGAUGAGGUCUUCCAUGUUGGACAGGCUCAGACCUACUGGAGACAUGAUUGGUUCAAUUGGGACCCCAAAAUAACCACACCUCCAGGACUAUAUCUAUGGUCUUACCUUGAUUGUACUGGUCGUUCGUUGCUGAAGGGAUCUUCCGAUGUGGUCAGUGUUUUUGACUUGCGAUUUACAAAUUCAAUUGCUGCAGCUUUUCUCCUGCCAUGGCGUCUUCAGACGCUGUUGGAUUUGAUCAGAAAAGAGAAAAACACUCGAGCAGCUGGAGCUUGGCUUAGCCAUACCGUUUUGAAUAUUUGCUUAUUCCCUCCGUUGUUCUUCUUUUCGGGGUUGUAUUACACUGAUAUUCUUGCUCUGAUCGUCGUAAUUCAGGCAUAUAUCUGGGAUACGGAAAGAUCGGAUGCGAACGGUCAGAAAAAGACAGCAGUUGAUGCUUUACGUUGUCAUGUGUCACUUAAGACCUUGGCUUUCAUCACAAUUGGAUGCAUAGCUCUUGUGUUCAGACAGACAAAUAUAUUCUGGGUAUCAGUGUUUAUGGGAGGCUUACAGGUUGUGCGCACUAUUCGGCAAAACACGAAGUCCUGUGGACGUUCUGGACCGCUUGAGAUCAUGGCAAAGAGCUUUCAGGCCGAAUUAUAUGACCCACUUGUGGAAGAAGCCAGCCUUGCCGACUACUUGAAGACCGGACUGUCAUUAGGAUGCGCUGCCCUGAGCGAAUUGCCUCUCGUGGUAGCAUCCAUCAUUCCACACCUCAUCAUACUAGGAGCAUUUGGUGCUUUUGUAUUAUGGAAUGGCGGCGUUGUCUUGGGACAUAAAGAGUUUCAUACAGCUGGUAUCCAUUUACCCCAGAUGCUAUACAUCUGGCCAUACUUCGUCUUCUUCUCCUUCCCUCUUAUCUCGAUAGGCGUUCUCAAUGCCGUUGUUCCUCGACGCUUUAUUCCAAAAUAUCUCGACUAUAAUUUGAGCAAUGCCCACAGACUUCCAUCAAUCCUUACAGCAUUGGCUAUCAUCCCCUUGAUGUCAGCAGCCGUACAUUUCAACACUAUUGUGCACCCCUUCACAUUAGCCGACAAUCGACAUUAUGUUUUCUAUGUCUUUCGAGUUCUGACUAGGGUCCACCCCGCAGUCAAAUAUGCUGCUGUCCCGGUUUACUUAUUGUGUGGAUGGGCUGUUCUUGCUGCAUUCGGAUUAUUCUCGCCUCCACCACCUAAAGCUCCUCCAAUCCAAAUAGCAACUCCACAGGAGGGAUUCCCUUCAUACCCCGAGACCCAAAAGCCAAGCAAAAGGCAAGAAAAGGAAGCAAAGAAACAACAGAAGAAGCAAGAAUCGAAAACCAACAGUGACAAAAAGUCUCCUUCCACCGUUGCCAAGUUAAAACAAUCAGACCAACAAACUCACGUCCUCACUCCAGAACUUCUGGCCAAGAUCCAAGCGCAUAUUGCGCUCCGCCAACAACAACGUGACAACCAACGAGUUCGUGUCAGUUUUGUGCUCAUCUGGCUCAUUGCAACUUCCCUUUCUCUUAUCACUGCGCCUCUCGUUGAGCCUAGAUAUUUUAUUAUCCCCUGGGUCAUCUGGAGAUUGCACCUACCACGCCAACCGACUCCAGAGGUGUUUAAAAAGGAGCAGCGAUCCAGCUUCAAGGCACAAAUCUUCACUGCGUUGCCUGAGAUUAUGGAGACCGUUUGGUUUUUGAUUAUCAAUGCAGUUACUGGGUAUGUGUUUUUGUAUAAGGGGUUUGAAUGGCCACAGGAGCCUGGGAAGGUUCAGAGAUUCUUGUGGUAA
Messenger RNA from Talaromyces marneffei, 1905 nucleotides. RefSeq lists its product as uncharacterized. NCBI's taxonomy places the organism in Eukaryota, Fungi, Ascomycota, Eurotiomycetes, Eurotiales, Trichocomaceae. The coding region runs from base 1 to 1905 and encodes 634 amino acids. Gene Ontology annotation, cellular component: endoplasmic reticulum. Gene Ontology annotation, molecular function: dolichyl pyrophosphate Glc2Man9GlcNAc2 alpha-1,2-glucosyltransferase activity. The transcript has 2 exons. Gene Ontology annotation, biological process: dolichol-linked oligosaccharide biosynthetic process; protein N-linked glycosylation. The record is from RefSeq and is a predicted model, not a curated record.